AUAGAAUGGCAAAUAUGGCCACUUGGAGGUGAUCCGUCUUGUCUAUUUCAUGAGCAAAAGAGCCAAUUGGUGACCAUGUCGAAAUGAAAUAAAGAACCUUCAACAUAUAUACAAUACAAUAAUAAAAAAAAGCUAGAUCAUGGUUACCAAUUGCAACUUUCAAUAGCAAUUGUCAUACUACUAUAAAACCCUUCAUAUGUCCAGAUUCAUAGAGUAAAAACUCUUUCUCUUCGAUUCAAUUUCUUUUAUUUACUUUUUUUUUUUAUUCAAUUUCAAUAGAACAGAAAGAGUAAAAAAAAUAUAUAAGUAAGUAUAAUGAUGGAAGAAAUGUACUUAGAUUAUGUAUUAGUUCCAGCAGGAUUAUUAGUGCUGGGCAUAUACCAUAUUUGGCUUCUAUUUACCAUAAUUAGGCGUCCAACAACAACCGUCAUUGGUCUUAAUUCUUUCAGCCGUUACCAAUGGGUUCACCAUAUGAUGAAAGAACCAGGAAAAAACGGAGUAUUGGCAGUACAAACCAUACGAAACAACUUAAUGGCAUCAACACUAUUAGCAACAAUAGCAAUAACACUAAGUUCCCUAAUUAGUGCCGUAGUUAGCAGCUCAAACAAUUCUCUAAUUUUCACAAUCCACACAUCCAAAUACUUCUCAGUAUUAGUAUGUUUCCUUAUAGCCUUCUUCUGCAAUAUGCAGAGCACCCGAUACUACGCUCAUGUUAGUUUCUUGCUCAAUGUACCUUCGUACGAAUGCGAAGAUCGACAAGAGUUUAUCGAGUAUGUGGCCCAACAAUUGAACCGCGCUUGCUUAUUUUGGUCACUCGGCUUGCGGGCUUUUUACUUCUCUUUUCCUCUUCUUUUGUGGAUAUUUGGGGCUAUUGCUAUGUUGGGUUGUAGUUGUUUGAUGGCUGUUUUGCUAUAUUUCUUGGAUACUGCUAGCUCUUCUCCAAGGUUUCUUCAUAGUCGUGACUUGUUUGAGAAUAAGAAUCGUAUUGCUGAUAUUGAAUCCGCUGCUAAUUCUGUGCGAAGUAUUUGGUCAGAGGACUCGAGUAACCUACAGUGUUCGUUAUUGGAAGGCACUAAACCAAAUUCUAUUUCUGAUAUUGUAUUGCCUUCUGGUAGAUAAGAUUGAUGAUUACUAGAUAUUGUGCAACAAUUUCAUAUACUUUCUCCAUUUCUGAAAUACUCGUAUCCUAGUGAUAUAUUAUGCGAAAAAUGUCACUAUCAGUAGCAUGUAUAAUAAAGUGGAAAAAGUACUAGUAUAUGCAAAUCCAAUGAAGUAAAACUCCAACUAGUACAGUUUCCGAAGAUUGCCACAUUUCACAUUAGAAAUAUUUUUUAUUAAAAGGUAGGCCGAAGGAAUAGUAGUACUUGUUCUUCAACUGAGAUAAGAUAAAAUAUGAUUCUCAGAUGAAAUAAUUAGAUAACUGAGAUAAGGAAUAGUAGUACUUGUUCUUCAACUGAGAUAGUAUAUGUAUUUUUUUUAUCUUUAGUCACUAAUAAACAAUUUAUGCGAUCAUAAUUCAAAUUUUUCUUCCCUUAUAUUGGUGUAAAAAGUAUGCGAAAUUGUCAAUGAUAAACUGACUUUUUAUUGUUGAAAAUAAA
This is a messenger RNA of Amaranthus tricolor (Joseph's coat), 1598 nucleotides long. RefSeq lists its product as uncharacterized. Lineage: Eukaryota; Viridiplantae; Streptophyta; Magnoliopsida; Caryophyllales; Amaranthaceae. The transcript is spliced from 3 exons. The record is from RefSeq and is a predicted model, not a curated record. The coding region runs from base 316 to 1119 and encodes 267 amino acids.